This is a messenger RNA of Ornithorhynchus anatinus (platypus), 1251 nucleotides long. Its product is annotated as olfactory receptor 7G3. Gene Ontology annotation, molecular function: olfactory receptor activity; G protein-coupled receptor activity. Gene Ontology annotation, biological process: G protein-coupled receptor signaling pathway. The coding region runs from base 145 to 1092 and encodes 315 amino acids. Gene Ontology annotation, cellular component: membrane. The record is from RefSeq and is a predicted model, not a curated record. The transcript has 2 exons. NCBI's taxonomy places the organism in Eukaryota, Metazoa, Chordata, Mammalia, Monotremata, Ornithorhynchidae.
GGGGAGGAGAUGAGGCAUGGCCCAAGAUCCGGAUCCCUGGAUGUAGAGACACCCCCUGCCCCCCAAUACAGACCAGGCUGCUGAAGAAGAGCUGCCAAGCUGGAGACAGGCUCCUCAACUGUUUCUCCCAGAAGCCCCGGCCCCAUGGCCAGGGAGAACCAAAGCAGCCUCUCUGAAUUCCUCCUCCUGGGACUGUCCGACCGGGCGGAGCAGCGGCAGCUUCUCUUCGUGUCGUUCCUCUGCAUGUACCUGCUCGGGGUCCUGGGGAACCUGCUCAUCGUGCUGGCUAUCGGCUCUGACCCGCACCUGCACACCCCCAUGUACUUCCUCCUCAGCAACCUGUCCGCGGUCGACGCCUGCUUCCUGUCCACCACCGUCCCCAAGAUGCUGUGCAAUAUCCAGACCCACAGUCGGUCCGUAUCCUUCUCCGGAUGCCUGGCCCAGAUGUACUUCUUCAUGCUGUUCGUGAUUCUGGACAACUUCCUUCUCACCGGGAUGGCGUACGACCGGUUCGUGGCCAUCUGCCACCCCCUGCACUAUUCCGCCAUCAUGAACCCACGUGUCUGUGCCUUGCUGGUCGGGGUGCCUUGGAUCGUUGUGAGUCUCAUUUCCCUCUUACACACCUUACUGGUGUUUCAUUUGUCCUUCUGUUCCAACAAUGAGAUCUUUCACUUCUUCUGUGAAAUUAGCCAUAUCUUAAAGCUGUCCUGUUCAGACACCCUCCCCAACGAAAUCCUGCUCUACUUCUUUGUGGUGGUGCUGGCUGCGGUCCCCUUCAUCGGGAUCCUUGUCUCUUACUCACGCAUCAUCUCCACCAUAUUGAAAAUCCCGUCUGUAGGGGGGAGGUGGAAAGCUUUCUCCACCUGUGGCUCUCACCUGUCAGUGGUGUUUCUGUUCUAUGGCACAGGGCUUGGGGUCUACUUCAGCCCCGGGUCUUCCCAAGGGUCCCGGAGGGGCUCGACAGCAUCUGUGAUGUACACGGUGGUUACCCCCAUGCUGAACCCCUUCAUCUACAGCCUGAGGAACAAGGACAUGAAAAGGGCUCUGAUGAAGCUCUGCCACAGGAAAACUCUCGCCUCCCAGAAGUUGUAACUGCUGGUCCUGAACCUUGGAGGCCUCAGAGUGUGGCAAACCCAACAGUAGGUCAUAGAACUGUUACCCAGAAUGGGCUUCCUAUGAUCAGUUUCUCUCACAGCCAUCAUCAUCAGUGCCUGUCGCAUAGUAAGCCAUAAAAAAACCAUAAAUAAUUAA